UGUUCAAAAGAUUCGGUUUUGGAUUUUUUUGUGGAAGGUUUAGAGGAUUUUACUGCUUCUUGGUGUUUAAAAGAUUCAGUUUCAUGUUGGGCAAACUUGCAGGAACUGUAAAGUUCGAUGCUUUGGUCUCAGAAAAUGUAAUUCCAGUUUAGGGUUUUUAUGGGUACAGAAAAUAAAUGGUUGGUUUUACUGGAUUACAGUAACCCGCUGCGGUUCGAGCUCCGAAUCAGCCCGACCCGUCCUUCAUAUCUUGAGGAUUGAGUUUGAGUGAGUGGCUGAUCAAUGGCAUCGCAAUCUGAUCACAAGGCUGCGAUAAUCGAUGGGAAAGCCAUAGCUCAGACCAUCCGAAAUGAGAUUGCUGAGGAAGUUCGCCAUCUGUCGCAGAAAUACUGCAAGGUCCCGGGACUGGCGGUAGUGAUAGUAGGGACCAGGAAGGACUCCCAAAGCUAUGUGAGCAUGAAGCGAAAGGCGUGCGCUGAAGUUGGGAUUAAAUCCGUGGAUAUAGACCUCCCCGAGAAUGUGUCCCAGGAUGACCUCAUUGCCAAAGUUCACGAAUUGAAUGCUACUUCCGAUGUACAUGGUAUACUAGUUCAGCUCCCAUUGCCAAACCAUAUUAAUGAGGAGAAAGUGUUGAGUGAAAUCAGCAUCGAGAAGGAUGUCGAUGGCUUUCAUCCUCUCAACAUCGGCAAGCUUGCAAUGAAAGGCAGAGAACCUUUGUUCCUUCCUUGCACUCCCAAGGGCUGUCUUGAACUUCUGUCCCGGAGUGGGAUAAGCAUAAAGGGGAAGAAGGCAGUGGUUGUUGGCAGAAGUAACAUUGUUGGAUUACCGGUUUCAUUGCUGCUUUUGAAAGCAGAUGCUACUGUUACCGUAGUCCAUUCCCGCACACCAGAUCCAGAGAGUUUCAUUCGUGAAGCGGACAUUAUUAUUGCUGCAGCAGGACAGGCAAUGAUGAUCAAGGGUAGUUGGAUAAAACCGGGUGCUGCUGUCAUUGAUGUUGGCACAAAUGCUAUAGACGACCCGAGCAGAAAGUCAGGCUAUAGAUUGGUUGGAGAUGUAGAUUUCCAGGAAGCAUGUAAGGUAGCCGGAUGGGUAACUCCUGUUCCUGGUGGCGUCGGACCAAUGACGGUUGCAAUGCUACUCAAGAACACUUUGGAUGGUGCUAAGCAUGCUAUUGCUCAAUAAAGCCCCCCCUCCCCUUGUCCUUUGAUCCCUUCAUAAUAAGCUGCUGCUAAUUCCAGUACACAUUUUGGCAAUAAAGUUUGAUUUUUAUGGAUGUAAUUUAUAAAUUUUACUUUUUAUUUUUAAGUCGUUGGACUGAUCUUGAGCUGUUUCAUGCUAUGCUUGUACGAAGAGUUAAUUAAUGAUUUGUUCAGACACAAA
Molecule: messenger RNA, 1380 nt
Organism: Pyrus x bretschneideri (Chinese white pear)
Lineage: Eukaryota; Viridiplantae; Streptophyta; Magnoliopsida; Rosales; Rosaceae
Product: bifunctional protein FolD 2-like
Exons: 5
Coding region: 283-1182 (299 amino acids)
Biological process (GO): tetrahydrofolate interconversion
Cellular component (GO): cytosol
Molecular function (GO): methenyltetrahydrofolate cyclohydrolase activity; methylenetetrahydrofolate dehydrogenase (NADP+) activity
Source: RefSeq, a predicted model, not a curated record